AAUAGAUUUUGAAAACUAUUUUUUAUUCAUAUUUUAAUUCUUCCACUUUCAAUAAUAUCAUUUUUUUCUUCAAAAUUAUAUAUAAAAAAAUAUACAAGGAGAAUAACUCUUCAAGUAGUUGAUCAAUUACGCAAUACGUAGCAGCACUCUUGCAUGUUUAAAUGCACGCACACUGUAAUCUGUAAUAGGUACUAAACUAAUGUUACCAAUCCUCAAAAUGGUGACAAUACUGAUAUACACAGCGUGCCCGCGCGCCGUCUCUAACAGAGCCGUCCGUCGCUCCUUCAAAAUUUUCAGAAACGAGCUAGUCCCGAGCGAUAGCGAGGUUUCUCCUGCGUUACGUUACCACUGCCAGUAUUGGUAACGGCAUAUAAUAACGUGCAAUGGAUUCACAUAUAUCUGGCCAAUAUUUUCGUGCGUCUAGUUGGCUAUUUACGGAAUUAGGUACUAUUUUAACAAAUAUUUCUGUUGGUAAAAAAUAUAAAUGGAAUUAUUUCAUAACAGUCAUAAAAUAUUUAUUGCAAGAUUUUUAACUGUUACCAAUGGUAACAGUGGUUACAUUGACACUUCGCCAGUGGUAAUCAUCAAGUACAUAAAUUCAAGUUCAAACCUUUUUCUAUCAGGUCCUGAUGAAAAUUUUAGCCAUGUUUUAUUCUAAAACAAAAUUAUUUUAAUUGUUAAUGAGGGAGGUUUCUUAUGGGAAGACGGGCAGUAACAACUAAAAAACAAUGUUUCAUAAUGAAAUAAGUCCAACAGACUUAUUUAAAACUGAUAGAAUAAGGUUUAAGCUUGAAUUUAGAUACUUCGUAAUUUCAAAAAUGAUAUUUUAUACAUACUUAUGUUUUUGAGCCUUGAAAAUCGUCAUCUUUCGUUCUUUUUUCAGUUUUAAAUUGUUUAUAACUAGAAAACGAUCAACUGUAGAGAAAAAUUACAAAAGACCGUUUUUGUUGAGAAUGACAUAAAAAACCUGAAAUAAUAUCUGCCCGGGUCGAUUUUUUUUAAUUUAUAAAAAAAUGUCAUUUUUAAUUACUAAUUAUAAUUAUAGUUAGAACAAGUUAGAUCGGGCAACCCUUGUUUUUUGUAAUUGUUAACUUUAUAAAAUACAUAUCCAAUAAUUUUUAUUCAUUAAACAGAUCGGUUCAAAUCGACAUUAUAUCGUUAUUAUACUCAUAGGAUAGGGGUUUUAGUUUAUCCGUACAAAAAUAACAGAGUACAUGAGAUAAAACUAUGGCAUUUAAACCAUUAGUUUGUAAUAAUUACUUUUCCUAUAUUAUCAAAACUAAAGUAUACUUUUAGGACAAAGGUGUGAGUGUGUGUCGGCCGAACUAAUAGAUUUUUUUGUAAGGUACCUACUAUUUAGUACACUUUAAAAGACCAAAAAUAAUAAUUUUUUUCAAGAAUUUUUUUCUCAGAACCUUUAUUAAAAUGGACAAAACUUUUACAUAUUAAUAUCUAACUCUUAGAGAGUACAAAAAAGAAUAUCUUUUUUCAUAAAAAAUGAAUAAUUAUUUUCAAUUACCAGAGAAGGUUCCCAUUGUUUUCAAUCUGGUAGAAUGUAGAGUAAUAUUUUUUGAUUGUUUUUUUAUGUGCUAUUAGAUUGAAAACUUAGCCUUUUCCUAUAUCUUCUUUCAUUUAUGCACGUACACUAAUAUUGUACAGGGCGAAAUGAUGGCGGACAGUUAAUCUCAGGAUUGGGAUAUCUGAAACAAAAAAAUCGUACUGCAUUUUAAAAAGGAAGGUUGCUUAUAUGACAGUUUACCACAAUUUGACCAAAAAAUAAAAAAUAAAUAUUUUUUUAACCAUGGCAAACCAAAGAAUACGGGCGAAUACGGGGAAUAUUUUUCACAAAAUUUUUUCAAAUUUCCGUAAAAUCUUUUUACGUAAGAGACCUUCCUUUUUCAAAAGCCGUACGAUUUUUUUGUUUCAGAGAUUCCAAUCCUGAGAUUAACUGUCCGCCAUCAGAACUACUUUUUUUUUCGAGGCCUAAACUUUGGCACCCUCUACAAUAUUAGUGUAUGUGUAUAAAAGAAAAAAGAUAUAUUUUUUGUAUUCUCUAACAGUUAGAUAUUAAUAUUAUGUAACAAGUAUUAUAUUCAUUUUGUACAAACGUUCUGAGAAAAAAAAUCUUAAAAAAUGCUUUUUUUGGUCUUCUAAAGUGCACUAGUACCUUAAAUAAUAUUCAAUGCUCAUGCUAAAAUAAUAUGAUCAUAUGGUUUUGGUUUAUUCGUUAAAAAAUAACAAAAUAUAAUUUGACAUAACGGAAAUUCCAGUUCCGAUCCCAUUUGGCGUUAUACCUCCCUACCUAGAGACUCACAAUUUCAUCUUUUGACAGAUGUUUUCUAAUUCUUCUAUAAAACUGCUCCGGUUUCAGCUUUAUACAGAAGAGGCGGGGCAAUUAGGGUAAGGUGGGGUAAUACCGGACAGCGGGGUAAUACCGGACUGCGUUGUUUGUGCACGUAUCGGCAUAUUAUUGAAUUUCGCGCUCAUCACAGGCUGACCGUUAGACAUCUGAAUCUCAGUUCUCAGUUUAGUCGCUGCCACGUGCUUGCAAAGAGAGUUAUCACAAAAAUUACAAAAUUUAGUGUGUGAUUAUAUGAAUUAACUGAUUUUAAAGAUGCCGCGGAAUUAUAAAAGAGUCACCGAAAAAGCUUCGUGGAGAGAGGAGGAGUUGCAAGGAGCACUCCGUGCUAUACAGAAUGGUAUGUCGUUAAGAAAAGCUGCAAUAAAAUUUUCAAUUCCAAAAUCUACGUUACACGAACGACUUAAAAAUGGCACUGCCCCUUCUGGACCUUCCUUGGGCCGAAAGCCAGUUUUUUCAGUUGAAGCCGAAAAUGCACUUGCUGUUCAAAUUAAGAAGCUGGCAAAAGUUUUUUAUGGAAUAACUCCCCAGGAAGUAAGAAGAUGUGCUUUUGGAUUUGCACAAUCAAACAACAUCCGAGUCCCCUUUAAUCAAGAAAGAAAAAUGGCUGGUAAAGACUGGGAAAGGGCCUUCAUAUCUCGUCACAAUAUUACGUUAAGGAAACCAGAAGCAACCAGCAUUAACAGAAUUACAGCUUUUAGUCGCAAUGAAGUUACCAUUUUUUUUAACAAUUUAUCCAGACUUAUGGAAAAAUAUGCAUUUUCACCCAAUAAAAUUUAUAAUUGCGAUGAAACUGGGGUCACUACUGUACAACGCCCACCAAAAAUAUAUGCAGAAAAAUGUCAGAAGCGUGUUGGAUUUGUUACAAGCUGGGAAAGGGGGAAAACAACCACAGCGAUGUGUGCCGUCAACGCUACAGGAACCUAUAUACCUCCCAUGUUUAUAUUUGCACGCCAAAGAAUGGCGUCCCAUCUUCAACGAAACGGUCCCCCAGGUGCCCUUUACACAUGCUCAAAAAAUGGGUGGAUUACAGAGGACAUAUUUCUUACUUGGUUACAACAUUUUCAAGCAUUUGUAAAAGCAUCCAAAGAAGAUCCAGUUCUUUUAAUCAUGGACAAUCAUAGCACUCACUGCACAUUACAAGCAUAUAAUUUUUGUAGAGAUAACGGUAUUGCUCUUCUGACAAUCCCUCCACAUUCAUCACAUCGCCUUCAGCCACUCGAUGUGAGCUUUUACUUUCCUCUAAAGACCGCAUUCAACUCUGAAUGUUCCAAAUAUUUGACCAGCCAUCCAGGGGAGAAAAUCACGCCUAGUGAGAUUGCUGAAUUAUUUAAUUUAGCAUUUAGUAGAGUGGCAACCCCGGAAAAGGCUAUCAAGGGAUUUAAAGAGACAGGUAUUUUCCCCUACAACCCUGACGUAUUCACAGAUGAAGAUUUUGCUCCUGCAGAAACCUUUCAAUCCACUGUUUCUGAUGCACUUCAAGAACCUACCCAAGCAGAAAAACUACUCAAAACAAAUGAGACUACCCCUGAAAAAAAUAGUAGUGUGAAUGAGACAGAAUUAAAAAAUGUUUCCUUUGCCGAGAUAAUUCCUCUACCAUCUUGUUCUCACGAAAAUGUUGUAAAGAGACAAAAUAAGGCAAACAAGCAACACUCUAUUGUAUUUACGUCAACACCGCUAAAAGAAGAGCUAGAAAAAAAAGAAGAGAAGAAAAAUAAAAAGACAACAAUCAAAUCAGAUAAGGCUAAAAGAAAUGUAUUUAUGACACAGGAGGGGUCUACAUUAAGACAAAAAUCAAAGCGAACAAAAAUUGCCUUAAACUAUAAAAUAUGUGAAGAAGGAGAAAGUGAGAUAGAGGAUGAUGACGAUGUUAGGGUCAAGAACAUUACCGAAGACAUUUGCAUUUUGUGUGGAGAAUUUGGCAAGAACAGUGAACUUUGGCUAAGAUGUGUGUAUUGUGGUCAUUGGGCACACAAGGCAUGUUCUAACUCUCCAAAAGACAAAAAAUUUAUUUGCGACUUUUGUUUGUAAAAGGUGUCCGUCAUUACCCCAACAUAGAGGGUAAUACCGGACAGUGACAACUUUUUUUAUAUGUAUAUUUUUAAUUUUGUAUUGUAAUUUUAAAAAGUUUUUUUAAUCAAAAUUUGUAGACUAACAUGUGUUCUUCAUUUUUGCUUAGGUUUCAAAUUUUAAUGUCGUCUAAUAAUAAAAUAAAUUCUAAUUAUCUUUAAGUGUACGCCAUUACCCCACCUUACCCUAUAUGACGCUAGUCUAAGUGACUGAAGAAUUUAGCUUUUUAGACUAAAACGUUCGAAAAUUGUCUAAGAAGCUGGAUUUUUCAGCCUUAUAGAAAAGAGGGCGGAGACAUUGAAUUUCAUUAGUCUAAGAAGCGCUUCUUAGCUAAGUGACUGGUUUCUUAGCUAAAAGGCUGAUUCUCUAAGAAACUACGACACAUAUAAUUUUAAGAUUACGUUUCAGUUUUAUCGAAUUUAAAAUGAUAGCGUCUGAUUUUUUAUUAAAACCGAUUGUAAGAGAAGAUAGUUUUAUGUACUAAUAUAAUUUGUUCGCAUAAACAUUGUUCAAUUAAAAUGUAUUUGAAAGUUAUUGGCGAGGAAAUACGUCCAAGAAUAAUAAGCCUUGAUUAUUAAUUCAAGAAUAAUAUAAAAACUUUUUUGAAGUAUUGUCUUAAUAACCUGUUGAAAUGUUUUCUCUUUUAAAUUACAAGGUAAUAAUUAGUAAAAAAUAUUUUCAAGAAAAGAAAACAUUGAUGAUAUAAAUAAUACUAUUACAUAGUUAUAUAUCGUCCUACCAAAAAAGAGGAAGGAAGAAUUAUCGACAUUUUAUAGAAUAAUUUAUUGCAAGAGAACAAAAUAAAAUAUUAUUUUUUUAAAUUGGUAACUUUUGACAUUUUCUUCUCUAGGUUCCUUUGAGCAUUUUUAAAACUAACUUUUCUAUUUAACUCUCGUAGCCUAAUAUAAGUCCGAGUUUUAGCGAAGUAAAGAACAACUUCAUAAGGCGCUGAUGUGGUUGUUAUUUGUGACAUUGUUUUAUCAGCUAAUUUGUGAAAAAUGUUGUCUUUAUAUAAAAAGUUACCAUGCAUUUUAUAGAACUCAGUCUCCAGUUUCAGAGCAACUUCCCACAAAUCAUAAUUUGGAUGUAAAGAGAGACAGCUUGUAUCCAGUCAGGGGCUCUAGUCAUGUCCAUACACAGGCGCCCAUUCACACGGGCAGGGGGGGGCGUGGCCCCCCUAACUUUUCGGGAAAGAACAAAAAUUAAAUUUAUAUUACAUAAACGUAUUUUUGUCAAAAAAUUAUUGGAUAAUUGUGAGAGAUCAAUUGGAAACAACAUAUUUAUUAAUAAAAAAAUUCACAUAA
Diabrotica virgifera virgifera (western corn rootworm) is the source of this 5733-nucleotide messenger RNA. Its product is annotated as tigger transposable element-derived protein 4-like. NCBI's taxonomy places the organism in Eukaryota, Metazoa, Arthropoda, Insecta, Coleoptera, Chrysomelidae. The transcript has 2 exons. The record is from RefSeq and is a predicted model, not a curated record. Bases 2615 to 4390 code for a protein of 591 amino acids. Gene Ontology annotation, molecular function: DNA binding. Gene Ontology annotation, cellular component: nucleus.